ACGAUGCCAUCGCCAGGUCCCGUCACCUCCCACUCCCACUCCCUCUCACAGUCAUCUCGCACCGGCAAGACUGGCAUGUCGACGACUCCCGCCUCCUCGCCCCACGCCUCAUAUUCCGUCGGCCAGAACCAUCCUCCCAGGCUGUCUCCGCUGCGGCCCGACGUGCGGCCAUCGAGUCCCAGCUACUUUGGACUGGCUCCCAAUUCAUCCCACGAUCCUCGAGAUUCUUCUGGCCUGGGCAAUCACUGGAGUCCGACCUCUUCGUCAGUGAGGUCAUUCACCGCCGCUCUGCCCAGGCCUGUCAAUGAAACCUCGAAUCCCGAUUUUGAGGAAUUCAGGAGGCAGAUUGACAUCAACAGGGGGGGCAGGAUGUUUGCCCUGCCAACUUCACACUACGUCCAACCCACGUCCAACCCAGCCCCCGUACGUCCACGAGCGCCCAGGGCGCACACCUAUGCGAGCGAUACGGGCUCAGAAAGCUCCUUUCCUCGUGCCCUAAACCUAAGCCUGGGAAGAGACGGCUCAUCAAGUCGUAUGGAUGUCGACCAGGAUAGCCUUCAUGACUCUGCCUAUGUAUCGUCCGACUCGAAGCGGAAUUCUGAAGCUUCAUUAUUUCCUCUGCAGCUCCAUAGCCUCCCGAGAUUCGAGUCCCCGUUGCCGAUGGACCCCAUACAGUCUCAGACGGCCUUGGCUCUACCUGAGAACACACACACCCAAUUCACGAUGCCUGAGCCUAUAACCCAGCCUCCUUCGUUCAAUCUGACACUGACACCGAUGACGAGAGCUGCCACAAUGCCCACCAAGCUGGAAGCCGGACAGCCAUCAUUGAUUACUGCGGAAACUCUCAAGAGCUUGCUUGAGACCGAGGAGGAGGAUAGCAUCCUUCUGCUCGACAUACGGCCUUCAUCAAACUACGCCACCUCUCGAAUCAAGGGAGCUCUCAACCUGUGUGUCCCUACCAUCUUCUUGAAGCGUGCAACAUACAACACCGAAACGCUGCACCAGACUUUCCAAACCGGCCCGGCAGCGGACAAAUUUGCCACCUGGAAGGACGUAGAUAGGAUUAUUGCUUACGCUGGCUCAUCGGACUCGUAUGACAUCGUUACGGCCCAGAACACAAUUAAGAAGUUCACAAACGAGAAGUACCUCGGGGAGACUGCCAUUCUUAGAGGUGGUUUCCACGCGUUCCAGCACUCGUUCCCCCAACUGGUCGACAGCACACUGGCCACGGCUGUGAAGCCCGAAGGCAGGCCUUUCCCAGGUGCCAUGGGCAGCCUUGCUCCCGUUAUCGGCGGCGUCACGCUACCCACGUCCAAGAGUCCGUUCUUCGGCAACAUCAGACAGAACAUGGACCUAGCAGACGGCGUCGGUCAGUUGGACAUUGCUGUUCCCGACGGACUGGAGCCCAUUUCGCUCCCUCUGUGGCUUCGCGAUGCGGCGGCUCCUCACGACCACGGUGAGCGUGUGUCGAAACAAUUCUUGCAGAUUGAGCAGGAAGAGAAGACUCGUAUGCAGAAUGCCUAUGCCGCGUUCAACGAGGGAAAUCCCGCCCACAAUCCAGCCAUGAACGGCCGGGUGCAACUCUCGGGCGUUGAGAAGGGCGUCAAGAACCGUUACAAGGACAUUCUCCCCUUUGAGCACGCGCGUGUCAAGCUUCCGGACAAGCCUCAAGGCGCUUGUGACUAUAUCAAUGCCAGUCACCUCACCGCGUCGAGGAGCAACAAGAGAUAUAUUGCGAGCCAGGGCCCCCUGCCCGCCACAUUUGAGGAUUUUUGGUCGGUCAUCUGGGAGCAGGAUGUGCGCGUUAUUGUCAUGUUGACGGCCGAGUCGGAAGGGGGCCAGUUAAAAUGUCACACAUAUUGGGAAGAUUGCGAAUACGGGCCCAUCAAGUUGAAGAAGCUUUCCGAGAAGAAGGCGGCACUUGAUCUCGACAGGCAUCGACCUACCGCCACUCAAAACAGCACCGCAUCAACGGGCGAGGCCAGCCGAAGGCGAGCCAACACGACCACUUCCCUUGAGACGACUGCAGGAAACCCUCCUCCCCAUCAAGGCCAACCCGAACCGACCUUUGUCACUGUUCGCAAGUUUGCGCUUACUCACUCUGGUCACCCCUUUGUUCCCAUGAGAGAAAUCACUCAUCUCCACUUCUCUUCUUGGCCUGACUUUGGGACACCGGCGCAACCGUCUCACCUUCUUGCCUUGGUAGAGCUCGCCAAUGUUAUGCAGCGCGCGGCUCUCCCGGUCGAUUCUGCCUCGAUUGUAGGAUCCAGCAGGAUUGCCAAUGACAUUGCGCCGAUCACCUGGUACGACGAGCCCGAAGCCGACAGCGCAAGCCGGCCCAUGCUGGUCCACUGCUCCGCUGGAUGCGGCCGGACGGGAGCGUUUUGCACUGUGGACAGUGUGAUUGACAUGAUGAAGCGCCAACGACUGGCCAAAUUACCAGGCGGGCAGCCGCUUGCUCGGGAAUCGGAGGGAGACAUUCGAAUGAUGGACCCUGACGAGGCCAUUUCUCCCAUGACAAACAGGGAGAUGGGCUUCAAGUUCGACAUGGAUCUCGAGCCAAGACUUGAAGAUGGAGCCAAAGAGAACCCAUCCAUCGACCUAUCCUGGCUGGGAGAUGAGUCGAUUAAUUUGAUCCAAAAGACGGUAGAGGACUUCCGUGAGCAGAGACUCAGCAUGGUUCAGAGCCUGCGGCAGUAUGUGCUGUGCUACGAGACGGUGUUGGAAUGGGUUCACCGACUGCAUGAACGAAGCGCGGCCGCCGUUGCAGGC
Messenger RNA from Trichoderma virens Gv29-8, 2772 nucleotides. RefSeq lists its product as uncharacterized. NCBI's taxonomy places the organism in Eukaryota, Fungi, Ascomycota, Sordariomycetes, Hypocreales, Hypocreaceae. The record is from RefSeq and is a predicted model, not a curated record. The annotation marks the transcript as partial. Gene Ontology annotation, molecular function: protein tyrosine phosphatase activity. The transcript has 2 exons. Gene Ontology annotation, biological process: protein dephosphorylation.